Messenger RNA from Capsicum annuum, 1416 nucleotides. Its product is annotated as protein MAK16 homolog. Gene Ontology annotation, biological process: maturation of LSU-rRNA; maturation of 5.8S rRNA. NCBI's taxonomy places the organism in Eukaryota, Viridiplantae, Streptophyta, Magnoliopsida, Solanales, Solanaceae. The transcript is spliced from 10 exons. The record is from RefSeq and is a predicted model, not a curated record. Gene Ontology annotation, cellular component: preribosome, large subunit precursor; nucleolus. Bases 189 to 1100 code for a protein of 303 amino acids.
ACCCAAUUUCUAAAGUUUUAGCCCAAUACCUUUAAGCCCAAGUGUUUCAGCCCAAUACCCGUUUAUUUCCCCCUUAGGUUAACCAUCUCAACAAAUUAGGUUUACCUAUUUUCCCUUCCAAUUUUCUCUCUGCAACAAAUCAAACGCCAAAUCCAAUUGUCACAUAACUGGUCUAGAAGUGAUAAAAGAUGCAACACGAUGAGGUCAUAUGGCAAGUUAUCAGACACAAGCAUUGCAGCUUCAUGGCCAAGAUUGAGACUGGGAUAUUUUGUCGAAACCAGUAUAAUGUAACUGGGAUUUGCAACCGUAGCUCAUGUCCUCUGGCUAAUAGCCGGUACGCCACCAUUCGGGAUCAUGAUGGAGUAUUCUAUUUGUACAUGAAAACAAUAGAAAGGGCUCACAUGCCAAACAAACUUUGGGAACGAAUUAAAUUGCCAAGAAAUUACGAAAAGGCUCUUGAAAUCAUUGAUAAAAAUUUGAUGUACUGGCCGAAGUUUCUUGUGCACAAGGCAAAACAGCGAUUAACAAAAAUGACUCAGAUGCGAAUAAGAAUGAGGAAGCUUGCUUUGAAAACAAGGGAGAAGAUAAUGACUACACCAAGGAAAGAAACAAAGAGAGAAUCUCGUCGACAAGAAAAGGCUGAAAAAGCAGCUCUUCUCGAUAAAAGUAUUGAGAAGGAACUUCUAGAACGCCUUUCGAAAGGAGUGUAUGGUGAUAUAUAUAAUUAUCCCGAGCAGAAGUAUCAAGAGAUUCUUGAUAGGGAAGCAAUGCAAGAGGCUAACGAAGAAGAAGAUGAGGAGGAAUAUGAAGUGGAAUAUGUUGAAGGCUAUGAAGAUCUUGAAGAGGAAGAUGAUAUGGAAGAUUUUGAUGGUCUUGGAAUCAGAGACAGUGGCUUGGAUACGGGAAUUGACGGUGAAGACAAUGAUGAUGACGAUGAAGAGGCUGUUACUGUUCAUCGGAAAAGCGGUAGAAAAGAUUCUGCUUUAGCUAGAAGAAAAGCCGACAAAGAUGAUCCAAAUGCCAAAUCAAAGAAAAAAGCUAAGGUGCUCGUGGAGGUUGAGCACGACUAUACAGGUGCAAGACAGACAACAGUACAAUGAGAGCUUCCUUUUUAAGUGGCGCAGCAACAAGAUUCGAUUGGUAACAACUGUGUCGCGAAUAGAUGCUAGUUUGUGUCUCAGAGUAUGCAUCUCGACUUCGCUUGCUAGAACAAAAUGGACAUAUGAGCGAAGGAAGUCUUACUAAAUUUUUGAUCUUGUAAGAGCAAAUUUGGUGGUAAUUGCUUGUGUUCGAGUGGAAAAUAGAGAAAAAAGACGUGUCAAAUCUAUUGAUUUGGCUAGGCCCAUAAUCAACUUGGAUUAUUAUUGUGCUUAUGCUCACUAUUAGUUAAGUCUUUAACUAGUUUUGAUGUUGUAA